Saccostrea cuccullata (small rock oyster) is the source of this 1534-nucleotide messenger RNA. RefSeq names its product choline/ethanolamine kinase-like. Gene Ontology annotation, biological process: CDP-choline pathway; phosphatidylethanolamine biosynthetic process. The record is from RefSeq and is a predicted model, not a curated record. Gene Ontology annotation, cellular component: cytoplasm. The transcript has 9 exons. Gene Ontology annotation, molecular function: ethanolamine kinase activity; choline kinase activity. The coding region runs from base 43 to 1275 and encodes 410 amino acids. Lineage: Eukaryota; Metazoa; Mollusca; Bivalvia; Ostreida; Ostreidae.
AUAAAUAGUAAACACAAGUAGUAGAACGUUAGAGGCAUAACCAUGUCGUUAGAUAUGAAAAGUUGUUAUCGUAUUGACUCCAAGUUAAGGACAGUCAUGAAACGAUAUCUUUGGUCCACGUUUUCCCACUUUGUCCACACUUUGAACUCUCUAUUUAUCUAUGUAGGACUCCGGUGGAAAAUGGGUGAAAAUCGAAUGGAAGAUGUGAAUGAAAAGGCAUUUAGGUGGUGUAGAAAAUCGAUUGGUGGCGCCUGGGCUCGAAUAUCCAAAGGAGAGAUAGAUAUAAAACCUAUAAGUGGGGGACUUACAAAUAGACUAUAUCUGUGUUGCUUGCCAGAUGGAACAGAAACUAAGGACAGUGAGCCCCGUCAAGUGCUAAUGAGAAUAUACGGUGAAAUCGCUCAAAGAAAUGAUUACAUGCUCAGGAACUCUGUCAUUUUUGCUUUGUUUUCUGAAAAGAAGAAAGGACCAAAGCUGUAUGGGAUGUACCCAGAGGGACGGAUAGAGGAAUACAUUCCUUCUAGAUCACUGAAGCGUAAGGAAUUACACGAUACAAAGCUUUCACAACACAUUGCUAAAAAACUUGCAUACUUUCAUACCCUGGAAAUGCCGCUAACUAAGCAACCAAAUUUCCUACGCAAGCAGAUGAAUGAGUGGUUGUCAGAGGCUGAAAAAAUUUUAGAGAGUGCUGCCACAAAAAAUCCUUGCCCUUUGGUUGGGAAGUUGCAAUCAUUUCAACUCAGGAAGGAACUUUUAGAGUUAUUAUCUAUAAUGGGAAACUGUCACUCUCCAGUGGUAUUCUCACACAAUGAUUUACAAGAAGGUAACAUAUUGUUAAUAGAAGAUGAACCAGACGAAGAGAAGAGACUAACAGUAAUUGAUUGGGAAUAUGGCAGCUAUAAUUACAGAGGAUUUGAUUUUGGCAAUCAUUUUUGUGAGUGGUCGUGUGAUUAUUCAUGUGACGAGUAUCCAUAUUUCUCCUAUCAUCCCGAGGAUUAUCCCCCUACACAUAGACAGUAUGAGUUUUUCCGUAAAUAUCUCGUGGAGCAAAAUAAGAUCCUGCCCGUUCCAGUGGAGAUAAAUGAGGAGACAUUAAAACAAAUGUACAAAGAAGCCAAUAUCUUUGCCAUGACAUCACAUUUCUUUUGGGCUUUGUGGUCCAUUGUUCAGUUAGAAAUUUCAGACAUUGAGUUUGGAUACUUGGAGUAUGCAAUCACAAGGUUUGAGGGGUACUUUGCAAAGAAAGAAUCCAAUGCAAAGGAAGGCCUCAUCUGAUUGAUUGAGCAUUGAAUCCAUGGAAACCAAAGAUGGAUACAACUCCAGUGCCAUAGACUGGGCUCAGUUCAGCGCCAUCUACGAGAGUUACAGUCCUUCCAACUACAGUUGUCUUUCUUUUUAAAUUUUUGUUUUUAAAACAUUUUACUGUUUUUUAAUUGUAUGGAAAUCCACUGUCCAAUAUUUACAUAUAUCAGUGGAGAAAAUUAUGGACAGAAUAUUGUAUACAUGCAUUAUGUUUUAUAAUAAAAAUCAACUC